AUGCUUGAGACAUCACUCAAUUCAAUCCGAACUUCUAGAACUAUAGAACAGGGUAUGGCUGAUUUUAACACUGUUGAAAUGGCAAAUCCAGAGCUCUUGCUGAGCAGAAAAUUGUUGAUGCUCGACCCUGGAUACCAGAGAUUCUUCCCUGGUGAAGCCAUACCGAACGGAAUUUUCGAAACUCUUGAGAUGAUGCAUGAAGCUGGAUCGUUGCUCAAAAUGAAGUAG
This is a messenger RNA of Botrytis fragariae, 228 nucleotides long. RefSeq lists its product as uncharacterized. The record is from RefSeq and is a predicted model, not a curated record. Bases 1 to 228 code for a protein of 75 amino acids. The transcript has a single exon. NCBI's taxonomy places the organism in Eukaryota, Fungi, Ascomycota, Leotiomycetes, Helotiales, Sclerotiniaceae.